UGAGGCUUUGGUCCGUGUCUCCCCAUUCUAAGGGAAAUGAGAAUCAAUAGCAAACCUCUAAAAUAGUAGGCGUGUAGAGAGUGUUCAGCAGAUUAUACAGAUACAUAGAUAAAUACAUAGAUAUUAUCUAUAGUUAGUAUAUGCUACACGUGAACCUCCUAAGAUGGCGCAAUUUGAUUGGUUCGCUAUCUCGGGAUAUUGGGCAAUAUCCCAUGAUUGACAUCUCAAACUCAAUAUUGUUUUCAACGCAAAAUGUCAGCUGAUAACAAAUAAACCUUCGGUCUCGGGGGCUAUUCCCCACUAUUCACUUCGCAGGAUAGUGUUGAAAGAUGAACUAAAUUCAACAAAAAGGAGUCGCCCAUAUGUGUUACUGUGCUCAAGAUGUUCUAGUAGAGUGUGUAACACAAUGGCCAUGGCAUCCUCUGUUGACCUGUUCUUCCGGUAAGCAAACUGAUUCUGAUCUAAUGAUGGCGGUAUGGAGGCUUUAAUGUGUUUCAUGACUAGUUUCUCAAAGCAUUCAGCGACGAUAGGGGUGAGUGCCACAGGCCUGUAGUUGUUCAGACCUGCAACAUUUGGUGUCUUGGGAACCGGGACUAUUGUUGCUGCCUUGAGACAUCCUGGGACGCAGGAUGAGGCCAGAGACAGGUUAAAGAUGGUGGUGAGAACUGGAGUUAGUUCAGCCGCACAGUCCUUGAGUAAGUUUACCGGUGUUACACCGAAUUCUGCGACCCACGAAAAGUGUGACCCCAGGUGGCGCUGUUGCAUAUUUUAUGCAGUAUGCACGAGUUUGAAGGAAGACAGGCAUGACAAAAACAUACAUAAAACAUAAGAUCUCCCCCCAACCAAUUACCUUUUUAAUAAAGGUGCUUAAUAGAUACAUUUGAUUGAUUUGUUAGCACUUUACAGACCAAUACAAUCGAUAGGGCGUCCAGUCCGGUCCUUCACCGUUGCUUCUUUACCCAUAAAAAGCUACAGUCUGUGUAAAAUUACGCUGCUUUACCUUUGAGCAUUUCCUAUUGGCUACUGUGUAAAAUGCUGUUUAGAAUUAAUGUUAGUAUCAAGAAAAGAAAGACCCACCCCAGAUCUUAUGUUUUAUUUAUGUUUUUGUUAUAGGCUAAUGCCCACCAUGUUGCAGAAAAUGUAGAUAUACAACUGCGCCCCCUGGGGUCACACUUUUCGGUGGGUCGCAGAGUUCGGUGUAACACCGGUACUUACGACGAUAAUCGCUGUCACUAGAUAUAAAGAAAACGUUGACUUUCAAUCGGUGCUUUUCACUGACAGUAAAAAUAAAUAAAAGUGUCGUUAUUGUAUGCACUGCUGUUCAUUGACUAGCUCCAGCGCUCGUUGCUGGUUGCUAAAUUAUAACUCUCCACUCAUUAUCCUCUGACCAUGCAUUUAAUUGGCUUUGACCGCCAUCAGUUCUCGGCAAUUCCUCAUUCGCCCUCUCACGUCUGACAGGUUUGAAAUGAUACUGCUGUUGGCCAUCAUACAUGUUAUUUGUGUUUUUUGCCACAUCUUAGACGCCAUAGUUAUAGUACUAGGCUGACGCCUCGUUUCCACAUACGUAUGUUUUUCGUAUCUGUGCUUCCGUAACUUUACGGAAGGAGUCGCUAGUGUUUUAUGUACGGACAUGAAUUUAUUUACGGACAAAAGAUGUCCGAUUUGGGGACUCAUCUCGGACUCAGACUCACAGAGUUACCCUCCUCUGGAGCCUCAGGAAGACCUCCAGACCUGGGGCCACCAACUGCACCAUUCAGUCCGAUUUGGGGACUCAUCUCGGACUCAGAAGCAAAGUGGUCCCGCUCCCCUGGAUGAUUCUCAGGACCUCCAGACCGUUGGCAACCAACCUCACCGCUCAGUCCGAUUACGGGACCCAUUUCGGACUCAGACGCGACGUUGUCCCGCUACUCUGGAGCUUCAGGAAGACCUCCAGACCGUUGGCAACCAACCGCCACACUCAGUCCGAUUACGGGACCCAUUUCGGACUCAGACGCGACGUUGUCCCGGCCGUUUUUAGGAGACCGGUACUUUCGAACAUGAGGAUCGACAUAGAGAUAAAAACAAAACCAACCAGGCUUGGAAAGAGAUCUGCGAGGAUUUUGGCCUGCCAGGUAGGCCUAUUACAUGUUUUGUGAAAAACAUAAAAACUUUCAUACGGUAUCUCCGUAAAACGACGGCGAAAGUUACAUUUUUUGAACGUAUAUUACGGACAUACCGGACAGAAAUUUUACGGAGGGGAGGAGUCUCGGAGGAUAAAUGGACAUUACGGAGAAUCACAUAGGAAUGAAUGGACUUUCGGUCGGAGACGGUUGGAUCGCAUACGAGAUUGUACGUAUGUGGCAACGAGGCGUCACAGGCUACCUCCCACCACGUCUCCCCCAACGUGACGUCAUCGCCAAAUUGCGUUAGAAAACACCCGUUACUGCCAAAAACGACAAAAACUGGACUAUUUUGGAGACAUUUUAUAAAUGAUACACAUAUUUUAAGUGCUUUAUUUAGGCCUACCCAUUAAUCAAAACUUCCGGUUAACCUGCACGUAGGUAUUUAAGUCAUAACGUUUCUUUAUGUUUUAAUCUAUGUGGCUUUAUUAAAAAAUAUUUUCAACCUCACUUUGUACUACAGCACUCGACGCAUUUUUUGCAGGAAAUUAAAUUACUAGUUUUAUUUUGAAAUCCUUCAAGCAGCAAGUGCACGACACACGAGGUUACGUCACGGGCAGUCCAAGGUUACGCAACGAUGAAGCGCGUCCACACCUCGGGAUGCGAAGCAAAACUCCUUUGAGUGCGAGGCGCAGAGGACAGGAACGCGAAGUUUGUGACAUGUGAAGAUUAGGGGAAAAACAAGUGGACCGCCAUCAACGGUGAGUUUGGGAGUUGCUGAACAAUCCUGUUCGACUUGAGUGACGGGGACGGACAGGGAACGAAGCCCCGUUGCCAACACGGAUCGCUUCCCCUUUCCCCGGUGUGUCUGAGCGGCCAAUGCGUUCACUCUAAGGAGAGCUAUGACCGAGUACUUGUUGAAAGUCUUGGUUGUCGGUGAUGGGAAUGUGGGAAAGUCGUCCUUUGUCCAUCGCUAUGUCAACGGGCAGUUCAACAAAGACUACAAGAUGACUAUGGGAGUGGAUUUCUCUAUGAAGUUGCUAUCCUGGACAGACACAGAGAAAGUCAGACUGCAGUUGUGGGACAUUGCAGGCCAGGAGCGGUUCAUCUCCAUGACCAGGAUCUACUAUAAAGGCACGUCGGGCUGCGUCAUCAUGUUUGACGUCACAAACCCGGACAGCUUCCAGAGCUGCCGAGUGUGGAAGCAGGACCUGGACAGCAAGGCCAUGCUGCCGGACGGGAACCCAAUACCCUGCAUUCUUCUGGCUAAUAAGUGUGAUCUACCCUCAAGGGUGGUGUCGACCGAGUUCAUCAGUAGGUUUAGUAAGGAGAAUGGAUUUGUGGCGUGGAUGGAGACUUCUGUGAAGGACAACAAAAACAUCUCAGAGGCUAUCAGGAGGUUGGUGGAGGAGAUUCUGUCCAUGCAGUGCGACCUACAACAGACCGGUGAUGUCAAUCAUCUACUGGACCGCCAGCUGGACCCCAACACCGGGUGCUGCUGAGCAGCCCUCCUCCCACCAACAACCUGCAUAUGACUACCUUUAGGACUGCACUCUCUGGGGGCUCAUGAGCAAGGCAUCCAACUCCCUAAACCCUGACCAGAAUCACAGACCUUACUUGACCUUACUGUGUGUGUGUGUGUGUGUGUGUGUGUGUGUGUGUGUGUGUGUGGUGUGUGUGGUGUGUGUGUGUGUGUGUGUGUGUGUGUGUGUGUGUGUGUGUGUGUGUGUGUGUGUGUGUGUCCAAAAUGAUAAAAUGGCACCAAAUGAUCUUCAGGAUUAAAAAAGAGACCAGAUCAAAUGUAUUGAGCACAUAGAGGAAUCUUGGAAGUAUUAAAAGGGAAAAUGUUUUAUAUAUCCGCUCUUUUAUUCCUAGAACCAGAUUAGAUUAUACGUGAAAGGAAGGGAAAAACUUAAAUAGCGUAUGAUGGAGUUCAGGUAUCAAACUGCAGGUAUCAGCCACUCACUAUCAGUGAAUACAAUAAAUGGAAUUUAGAAAAUGUAGUUUCCAAAUUUUCCUUCAUUGGGGAAAAUGAGUGGAUGGAUUAGGGGUAAACAGUGGUGACAUGUUUCUCUAGUUCUGUCCCGUGGCCCUCACUGUUGUCAAACUUUCAGUUCUCCUUUUAUACAGGAACCUGUUGCACACACAGGACUGAGCUCUACACAUAGUUUUGUUUUUAUUUGUUUGUUUUGAAUGAUCACUGCACACCUUUUAUUACUUUAUUACUACUAAACCAUUUAAAAAAAACAAUUUUGCUUCGCUUUUUUUACCUCACUUUCUCUUUGUCUAUUUCGGGCUGGUCCUCUGUAAAUUAUUCUAAAAUAUCAGUGAUUCAUUGAAGACUAAGCUUAUGUUCUCAUCAUUUCUGCAAUUGUAUCGUUGUAAUAGGGCUCACACUCUUUUAUUGCGAUUGUUAUUGCACUACUUUUUCCUUGUUUUCUAUAUACUGUGUGUGCCUAUAGCUUUUUAGUUUCCAUGUUUCCAACAUGAUUUAAGUUCACUUAAGAGAGACGGGAUGAUAUGCAUGUGGAACAAUACAUGGGGAACGCUAUUCAAGAAACAAGUUUAUUUGUUUAUUUUCUUCAGCAUAUUUCUUCUUCAGUUAGUUGAUUUGUUACAGGACAUUGAUGCGGUGUCUUUUCAGGUCACUUGAUGACAUUGUUCUAUCAAACGCCUAAUAAAUGAUUUAACCUUGCAAGGUUUUAGCCCAACACAAGUAAAUGUUGAAAAUACGACAACUUACAUUAAUGGUAAUUUACUAUUCUGUCAACAUAUUGUGAGCACUACCAAAACAGCAUGCUCAAAUUGACGGUUCAAAUUAAAAGAGUCAAGACAGGUUUGAACAACUGAACAGGCAGAAGAUCUAGGUUCACCAUCAUAGUGGGGCCAUGGUGGGGCCAUUGGCCCCACUAGGUGUUGCCCUGCACCAGCAGUGCAGGGCAACACCUUUCAGAUUCUUCAGUUCAAUUCAUUUCACAUUUCUGCUUUUUUAGCAAUGCUUUGCGCUUUUCAUUCAGCUGUCACUUUAUUUGCUCCCACCAUUUACAUUUUUUUAAAUUAUUUGCAUGUUUACAUUGUUUACGCCAUUUAGACUUUUGAACUCUGUUUUCUUUACGUAUUAAAUUAUGUGGCUUUAUUAAAACAUAUUUUCAACCUCACCUUGCACUGCAGCACUCACUGCAUUUUCCGCAGGAAAUGGAUUUUCUAGUUAUAAAUGGUGAAUAUUUUCUCAGGAACUGAUUUUUGAAAUGUUAGUUUUGUUAGUCUUUAAUUCAGUUUGUGUCACGCAUGGAUCCUUAAUAUCGAUAUCACAGCUACCUGUCUAAUGUGGAACUUAAGGUUAGCUUUAUAUAUUAUUGAAUAUUAAUGUGACAUAUUGUGUAAAAUCAAAUAUGCACAAUUAUUGUACUGUGUUGUAAAGGGAUUUACCGAGCACAUUCAGAAGUCAGAAGUAUGUGGUAAACAACCUUCAGUGUGAUAUAUUGAACAGAAGGGGGCAGCAUAGGUCCUUUUGAGUUGACUAGAGACAGCAUAAUAAAAAAGGGGAAAUGUUGAAGUGAAGCAGACAGGAUAUCCAGAAAAUCAUUUCAACACCUCCAUGUAAUACAAGUGUGAUACACUUCCUAGAUAUUUUUUGUGUGUUUUGCCUGACCAAAAAUGAACACAGAAAAUGGGGCAGUUCAAUAUUAAAUCUUUUUCAAACCGAUCAUGAUGGCCUACGCCAUGUUAUAAUAAUGGAAAUCGUAUCCAAACUACAUUAAAUAUUAUAUGAUAAAGUAUGUGUAGAAAAAAACAUGGUGAUAAUUCACCAACCAAUUUUCACCGUAUUUUUUCUACCAGUUAUAUUUUACAAAUAUGUAUAUUAAGCAGCACAAAUGCUCCAGCUGUGCUGCUAUCUUGGGCUUAUUCUAAGCCAUAAUUAUACUGAUCACCUCUAUACGUUCCUAUGAAAACACAUGGCAUUU
This is a messenger RNA of Gadus chalcogrammus (walleye pollock), 6064 nucleotides long. RefSeq names its product ras-related protein Rab-7L1-like. The record is from RefSeq and is a predicted model, not a curated record. Lineage: Eukaryota; Metazoa; Chordata; Actinopteri; Gadiformes; Gadidae. Gene Ontology annotation, biological process: vesicle-mediated transport. The coding region runs from base 3002 to 3601 and encodes 199 amino acids. Gene Ontology annotation, molecular function: GTPase activity; GTP binding. Gene Ontology annotation, cellular component: vesicle; trans-Golgi network; Golgi apparatus. The transcript is spliced from 5 exons.